This is a messenger RNA of Athene cunicularia (burrowing owl), 435 nucleotides long. RefSeq names its product NADH:ubiquinone oxidoreductase subunit A6 (gene NDUFA6). The transcript is spliced from 3 exons. Gene Ontology annotation, biological process: response to oxidative stress. NCBI's taxonomy places the organism in Eukaryota, Metazoa, Chordata, Aves, Strigiformes, Strigidae. The record is from RefSeq and is a predicted model, not a curated record. The coding region runs from base 9 to 383 and encodes 124 amino acids.
GCACCAAGAUGGCGGUGGCGGGUAAAGGAGCGGUGUCUGCCUUGGUGAAGCCGAUCUUCAGCCGGGACCUGGGCGAGGCAAAGCGGCGCGUGAGGGAGCUGUACCGGGCCUGGUACCGCGAGGUGCCCAACACGGUACACCUAUACCAGCUGGACAUCACGGUGAAACAGGGGCGUAACAAGGUGCGGGAGAUGUUCCUGAAGAACGCCAACGUUACAGACCCACGGGUGAUAGAUAUGCUGGUUAUUAAGGGAAAAAUGGAUCUUCAAGAAACCAUUCACAUAUGGAAGCAGAGGACUCACAUCAUGAGGUAUUUCCAUGAGACGGAAACCCCACGACCUAAAGACUUUCUGUCCAAAUUCUAUGCAGGCCAUGAUCCCUGAGAGAUUGACUCUGUCUCUCCCUUCUAUUACAAAUAAAGUUCUAUUUAGUGGA